AUGCCGCGUCCGGCCCCCAAACGAAAUCGACUGACGAAGGGUCCCAAGGCCAUCGCGACGGAGGCGCGCGACCAAAAAGAAACCAAUUCCAAAUCCCCACCCCCCGAACGCGCAUCGUCAGUCGACCCGCGGCCAGCCCUUCGCAGUCAGACCCCUCAAUCGAAGAGCUAUGAGCAAGCAAUUGAGUCGUCGCCGAUGGGCGACCGACCGGGCACUGGAAGUCGACCGGGUACCGGCAGUCGACCUCCGACCAGAUCCCGUGGCUACUCGUCCACUUUGUCUUUUGCUGGGCGCAAAGGGGACACGGGCGCACGAGUGCCCGGCACCCCUGGUUUUGAUAGCUCAAUGUUGAGCAAUUUCCGGCGGCGUCCACGACAGCAGAGUAUCUUGCAGAUGAUGCAAGCAGAGGACGGUUCCUCUGACCUGGACGACGACGACUUUCUUGGUGGCUUGAGUCCACAGGACGAAUCCACGCCAUUAAACGUUUCUCGCGGAAAAUCGUUAUUGGUGAGGCAGGAUGGUCAAUCGCCCUCGCCCUCACGUUCGGCUUCACGCUCGGCCUCAGAAUCGCUGCCAUUGUCUGAAGGCUCGCGCAAGCGCAAGCGAGCCGAAAAUAUUCAAGUGCCCAAGUCGCCGUCACCCGAGGCCGUCGAGGUGGAGGGGGUCGAAGAUACCCCAAGUGCUACACCAGUCCCACGCGAAUCCGUCAAUGAAACUCAAGAGACGCCGCAACCUAUCCGGUUCCCUGAUAUAAUGAGUCAAACUAUGCUACCCCCAGCUAGUAGCCCUGCGGCUUCCGCGGCAACGGAGCAGCGUUCGCCAGUGGCCGGUCCCCAGUCAGCUGUGAGCAAGGAGAAGAAAGGGCCCAAAGACACCAACCAUCUGUCCACAGCUGCGUUACAGAACAAGCUUCUGCCGCGACGACGCCAACGUCGCCAUAAACACAGACCCGCAGGCGAAUUCGACCUACCUAGUGACGAUAGUGAUGAUAGCAUGCAUGAGGCGAGGUCAGGCGAUGAGGACGAGCUUAGCUAUCUUCCAUCAAGAAGGACCAGGCCACGGGACGGAGCAGAUAAGCCCAAGCCACUAGGCAAGGCCCAGGACAAGUCCAAGCUCAACAACCAGAAGCAGAAAAAGUCCAAGUCCACACCCGCUCCAACACCCAAGCCACAGGAACCAGCGACCUACUCGCGCUCACAAGAAUGCGAUAAGGAGAAUGAUAUCCUUCUGUCAUCACCAUCGUCUUCUCCAUUGUCCUCGCCGCCAGAAUCUGAUGCAGAGACAGAUGCAGAAAGCGAGACUCCGCAACGCUUUACAAGUGCAGAGCUGCGCGCCGCAGUUUUAAAGUUCGCAGAGGUUGACAAGUGGCAGAUGGAGUUCGAAGACGUGUCUGGAUCGGAAGCAUGA
Messenger RNA from Penicillium argentinense, 1407 nucleotides. RefSeq lists its product as uncharacterized. The record is from RefSeq and is a predicted model, not a curated record. The coding region runs from base 1 to 1407 and encodes 468 amino acids. The transcript has a single exon. Lineage: Eukaryota; Fungi; Ascomycota; Eurotiomycetes; Eurotiales; Aspergillaceae.